Messenger RNA from Laccaria bicolor S238N-H82, 453 nucleotides. RefSeq lists its product as uncharacterized. Gene Ontology annotation, cellular component: endosome; Vps55/Vps68 complex. Lineage: Eukaryota; Fungi; Basidiomycota; Agaricomycetes; Agaricales; Hydnangiaceae. The record is from RefSeq and is a predicted model, not a curated record. Bases 17 to 409 code for a protein of 130 amino acids. The transcript has 4 exons. Gene Ontology annotation, biological process: late endosome to vacuole transport via multivesicular body sorting pathway.
CUCACCAGCAAUUACGAUGCCCGCAGGCCUACGAACUGUUAUUCUCCUAUCCUUUGUCCUCGCGUUGGGCUUCUUAUUAAUUAUUUUGUCCUGCGCACUGUGGCAGAACUGGCUACCUCUACUUGUUGCUUUGACCUUCGUUCUCGCGCCUUUGCCCAAUGCGUUGUUUUCACAUUGUGGCGCAGAUGAAUUUGCGGCAGAUUAUGGGGAUUCAGGUGCACUUGAUGUUGGACGGUUCAUCACCUCGAUGAUCGUCGUUACAGGUUUCGCUCUCCCGACGGUGCUGGCCCAUGCCAAUGUUAUUGACCCUAAAGCAUGUGUGAUGUCGGUCGCAGGAGGAGGGCUUGUUUACGGCACUAUCUUGGCCUACGCUGCGGCUUUUAGCCAGGAGGAUUCUGACUACGACUGAUGCAUACUACAUAUCGUGUCUUGCAAUAACACUUGUCUAAGAUU